This is a messenger RNA of Chara braunii, 2805 nucleotides long. The record is from the annotation of a GenBank genome assembly. Lineage: Eukaryota; Viridiplantae; Streptophyta; Charophyceae; Charales; Characeae.
CUGUGUAUAUGUAUAUAUAUAUAUUUGACGAUAUAUAUAUAUACAUGUAUAGUAUAUAUAUAUAUAUAUAUAUAUAUUUGACGAUAUAUAUAUACAUGUAUAGUCGCAGAGAACUCCCCGGUGAACGGGAGGCAGAAAUGGAAAAAAGGACAAGCGCUGUGACACUGUCUGUAUAUGUGUAUAUAUGCGUCGAAAUAAGUUCCGGAGGCACAGAUGAACACACUGCAAGAAGCUCUCGUUUGACUAACUAGUUGAAGCGAUCGAGUUUGUUCUUCGGUUGAAGGGAUUGAUCAUUGAUGUGAGUUGGAGAGAGACAGAGCGAUGGGACAUACCAGGUUGCACGCGUCCGUAGCUAUCAUCAUCCUCUUCGUUUUCUUCUUCCUGGGAUUCUUUCGGUCGUGUUUCCUCUUUACUGACUUUGUCUACCGGUUUCAAAGGUGUUUUCGGUGUGUUCUUCCUGGGAAACAGGGACAAUCUCGUACGUCUCGCCGUACCGUGGCAUUUUCAGCUGCUGCUGUGCCAAUGUGGCUGUCCUUCGGCUGGACCUGUGGGGGCGCAUGUAUAAACGAACCUGGACAGGAUGAGGAAACGUGCAUAGGAUCAGAACAUGUUACGGUUGGGGCACCGUGGACUUGCAUCUCUCAUCAAUGCAGCACUUCGUCAGAGGCAGUGGCAGGCUUCAGGAGGGUUCAAGCAAUUAUUUGCGUGGCAUGUGAGAGUGGCAGUGACCUCAGGCGGGUGAACAAAGGAGAAGAAUGAGAGGACGGGAGACCAGGAUAUGGGGAACAGUUGUGGGAUUGAGAAAUGUUAGGAGCAAAGAAUGGUGUAAAAUGGAAGAAGAAAGGAGGAUAAAGAAGAAGAAGGAGAAGAAGAAGAAGAAGAAGAAGAAGAAGAAGAAGAAGAAGAAGAAGAAGACGAAGAAGAAGCAUCUUGCGGUAGCGAAUGAGAAGCAGGAGGGGAAGGAGGAGUGGAGGAGCAAGGAGGUCAUUCCUACAACCCGGUGAUUGCCUCUUUUGCGAAGGUAUGCAUGACAAUUUGAUAGCGUUAUGGCGUUCCUGUCAAGGGGAACUUGCAGCGCCGGAUGAAGAGGGCCUGAUCCAGAAGAAAAGGAGGGAGUUGUGCCGUCGUCCUGUUUGAAGAAACGUGGUACGCAAGGUGAGGCAUGAGAAAAUUGUGACAGCGUUGGUGAGACGUGACACCGGCCAUGUUCUUUGCUCGACCUUUGAAACAGUCCAGAGGACAGAGGGACUGAGGAGGAGAGCUCAAGGAUGACGGGAAGCAUUUCAGAUGUAGGAUUGCGGCCAUGAUAAAUGGAACCAGAGGAUGAAGACAUAGACGCACCAAGAGACCAAACACUCUGGAGGCUAGGGUUUUGAUUGGCAUGAGAAGGCGAGAGGAGGGAGGGCAAGGUAUUUGCUGCUUGAUGUGAGGGAGGUAAGAGAGAAGGUGUGUGUGUGGGGGGGGGGGGGGUGGCUACUGGCAGGUUGGAAACGGUGCUUUGUAAGAUAAUGGAAUCAAAGGGAUGUAAGAGAGAAACACUGUGUGCUUGCUUCGUUUCCGAGUUGGAGGGGGUUUGCGCUGAUGUCCUCUACAGUUCCAGAGGGGUUAAAUGGCCUUUGGACUUCCUUCAAGGGCGCGAGCAGCAACUUGAAGAAAUGUUCUUGGUCCAUUGUUUAGUCAGGGCAAUUGUAGUAGGUUGAAAUUUGAUUCAAGAUCAGAUAUCCUUACUGUUUAUUGCGCAUGUGGUUGUGCAUCGUCUUAUUUACUUGCUGGCAGCUUCUGCCAUUUCUAAGAGGGGCUGUGUUCAGUUAUGAUGGUGCUGAAAGUAAUACCAUUGCCGUUCGCUCCUGAGGUUGGCUACUAAGUUACUAACCCUGCUCUGCUCUUGCAGCAGCUGCUGUGGAGAUACUGCAUUCAACUUAGUAUACCAGUUUCAUCAGACGCCAAAAUCCUUGAACCGGGGGAUUGCACUGCUCAGGGGCUGCUUCGCGUACAGGUAGCUGUCGACCUCAACUUCCACUUCUCCCGCAGUGUGAUGGAGUUGGGCUCUAACGCCUUCAUAAAGGAGUAGCAGAAAAACCUCCGGUAUGUUAUCUUUCACAUCCUCUGUCUGCUUAUCAACACUGUGCGCAGCCCCGCGUCAACACUCGUGAAGCUUCUGCAGCCGCAGAAGGGAGCGGUAAGGACAGAAGGGAGUAACAGCUGCAAAGGGGAGGGGUACAGACGUAAGAAGGUAGGCUGGUGAUUUCUUUGGGGGCUAGAUUUCAAGCCUGUGCUUUUCGUGAGGGUGUCUUAUUCCUGCAGUUUUUAGGGCUGUGUGAUUUGAAAGAAGAAGCGACUGGUGCGUAGGAGCUGGUCUGCGAUGAACGAACUCCCUUUUCCAGGUGUAGAUUUUCACAAAGUCUGUUUACAAAUAGUGUGAACAGUGGGUCAAGUGCCCGAAGGUCGUUCUCUCACCAUUCUCUUCUAGUUUUAUACAUCACAUUUUCAAGUGUCCGCUGCUUACCUUGUUCUCAAUAACACCGUCGAGAAUCUUGUUGUUGCUGUUCAUUGUUCACUUCUGCUGAGCAGGAGACAAUGUGAUGGGUUUUGUCCUAACAUUGGUCGCAAUGCACCCACCGCAAGGCAAGGUAGCGUGGGUUCAUGCACCCUCAGAGUGCCGCACACUGGACAUGAUGCACUGACGACGUGGAGUCAUUUUCUUAAGUUUCCUGACUUCUCUGCUCUCUGUGAAUGGCCGUCAUCAAUUUGGGUGUAAUCAGGUUUCGAUGGAGAGAUGGUUUUGUUCAAGAGCACUUGGUAAUC